Molecule: messenger RNA, 6414 nt
Organism: Lachancea nothofagi CBS 11611
Lineage: Eukaryota; Fungi; Ascomycota; Saccharomycetes; Saccharomycetales; Saccharomycetaceae
Source: the annotation of a GenBank genome assembly
AUGAGUUUGGAGGCCAGUAGAGCAGAAGUUCGAGAACUCGCUGCAAAAUUCGUGCCUCAGAUCAAUCAAGUUUAUGCUUGUUCUAAUCUGAAUAUUGACGAGUCUAAGCUAUUAGGAGAACUACUGAAACUCAUUGAUAAAAUUCCCGAAGACGAGCACCUAUUUUGCGAUGAGGCUUUCAGAUCAGUUUCAGUAUUCUGUCUCACUCUGUUUUCCUUCAGCAAUCAAGGAACGGUAACCUGGCUAAAAGGUAGGUUCGACCCGGUCUUAGCGAGGUGUAAAGAUUGCGUUCUUCACUUCACUCGAGGAAGAUGUAAGAUGUUACAACACUUCUCGGUGCAGAGGAAGGUGCCACAUGAACAUGUCACAAAAUUCAAUAAUAUUGUCUCGCAUUGGAGAUCUCAGGCAUUGCUACCCGUCAUCCAGGGCAUAUCCGUCAACAACAACACGGGCAUCAAUUUGAGCAAAAACAUUGAAGUGGCACUGUAUGAGUGUUUUUGCAACCCGCAGGUUCUCAGAACAAAUGAGAUACUCAAAGGUGCGUUUGAUGCUAUUUUCAAGUUUCUUUACAAUUCGAACCAUUCAAUUCUGAGUCAUGAAGCAGAAGUGUCAGCUGGGCAACAUGUUCAUGCAGGUUUAAUAUUCUGUUGGUUUGAAGGUAAUCAUGAGGAGGUACAAUGGGCUAGAGAUUGCUUAGAAAAGUUGAACACAAAUCAUUUCACUUUUAGUGAGGAGAAUUUCACCCAAGAUAUAUUGGAAGAGAUCAACGUGCAUUUGCUGUACUUACAGAACUCCAGUAAUUUCCACGAAGCUUUGGUAUCCCAUUUUUGGUCCAAAUUCACUCCAAUUUAUUAUCUUUUGAGUCCGUCUCUAAUUGGGGACUAUCUUAUUGUUCCGCCAAAUUUGGAGUCUUUGCGAAUGUCUAUUCGAUAUCCUAUAGAAUCGAUCUACAAAUUAUGGUACCGCCAUUUCGCACACACCUUUCGAGAGAAGCCACUAGGUGUGCUACUCAAAGCUCUAAGAGUAUUUUUGGAGAAAAUAGGUAUUGAUUUUUGGGGACUUAUUGAGCCGUUCACAUUUCACAGUAUCCUUGACUUGGUAUUUGAUAAAAACGUCUUCUCGAAUACAUUGAUUAAGGUGCAGGAUAUUCCACUAACGUCUCAGGGAUACGAGGCUCUUCUUUCUGAUGGCGUUUCAUUGACAGAUUUGGUUUCGUGGACACUACCCUUUUAUCAUUCCUUGUCACCUCCAAAGAGAAUACAGAUGGUCAAAAAAGUUUCAAUUGCAUUUCUUCGCGUCAUUUCUAGUCAUCAGAUGUUGAAACCCAUUCCUAAAGCAUGUUUGAUCAAUUCUUCUACAGCCUUAUUGAGUGCGGUUUUGGCCGUCACUGAUAAGGAAAGGUCGAUGCUCUACUCCAGUGAGAGCUUCGAAACAACACUUUUCACUAAAUUAGAUUCUCGUGCACUGCUGAAUAAUGAUAUGGUGUUAAACUUGGUUCUUCAAGCUGCCACUAAUCCCGAUAUGUUUUUCGGGGCCGGGCAGUCAAUUAGAUCGGUUUCUUAUUCUGCUAUGAAAGUGUUGGCUAAUUGCAUUGAUUACGACAUCCUUAUAUUGUGCCAAGCAUCUUACGGAGUAUAUCGAGGGGGAAAAGCUCACGAUGUCAAAGUCACCACCACUUUGCUUUCAAAAGUUGUUCAGCAUCUUGACUUAGGACGAUCUCAAGAUACUCCACGAUUAGCAGCCCUUUUGUUGGCAUCCAUGCGCAAUGUCAACGGCCUUUUGAGGCCCAAAACAACUGAUCCUUCAGCGGCCGAGCACAACAGAUUCAUCAGGCUGUACGUUGAUCUCUUAAAAACCCUUCUCGCUAAAAUCACUGACAUAUUACCGUCGCACCUAAUUAAAGUACUUACUGAUGAGAACGGGUCAAAAGGGUUUUGGUCUUGCAUCUUUACCACUGACAUUGAAAUCUACCAGACAGCAACCAACAUCCUUUAUGAAACAUUUGACGUCGAAGGCAGGUUGGAAGGAAUUCAGGAAAUGUUUAGUAGAAGUCUCGACAACAGCUUGGAAUCCAUUGAUAUGGUCCUAUCUCAACUUAUGAAGCACGAGUUUUUUGAGCCAUGCCCGAGAGCCAUAAGAGUGUUAAUGGACAUCAUACACGUAUUUUCAGAUCCCGUCAAUGGCACAUUCGCUAACUACAAGUCCAUGAAAAAUGAAAAAACAGACCAAAUGCUGAAAAGAUUCUGGAGGCUGUCGUGGGAGUUUUUGAAUAUGAUAUACCGUGCAACACUAAAAUGGGCUUCAAAAUAUCCAUACUCGGAAUUAGAAAACUUCACGAAAGACACUCUCGACACAAGUCUCUCGAUGAUUGAUGCGUUUCGUGAGUUUUCUGAAGCGCUUUUCUCAGGUAAUGGAAAAGAGCAAUCUGACGAACUUCUUCGCAAUGUACUCAAGACUUUUCAAGAUAUGCUCUACUGGCUAAGACUCAGCGAUGAGUAUCUUUUGGCGUCCUGCGUGAAACUCGUCGUUAAAGCAGCAGACCUAGCAAUUGAGAGAGAAUUGAAGUUUGAUGAUGACUUAGUAACGACAAUGGCUCGUUACGCUUUGAAAGCUCGCAAGUUCUCAAAUAAGCUUACACCUCAGCAGUCCUCGGAGCUACUUUCGAGGGCAAAGGAAUUUAACGAGAAUUUGAUAGACAAGGUCACAGUUGAGACAGAACUCUAUCACAAAGAAAAAGAGAAAUUAAAAUUGAAUAAAGAAACUACCCCACAAUCGGCAUCAUCAAAAGACAGUUCACCACCUACUGUUGCCAGGUCGCUGCCAUUAGAAUCUAAGGUCGAUUUUCUACAAAGAAAAGCUAUGUCUUCAUCUUUGAUGGGCCGGCCCAGGAGUCAGUCUAAAAUUACGUCAUUUGGAACUUUGAAGCCAGGAAUGACACCGAGUGCUCAAGAACAAGCCAAAGGACAACCGACGAAAUUGGAACUUGCCAGAAGACAGCUUUUGGCAAAUAGAAAAGUACAUCCUCCGAGUGCCAACGUUUUUAACUCCAGAAAACCUCAACAGCAACGCAAUAACAGAGAUGAUAGUAGCGAUGAAAGUGAAGACGAUUUGGAGGAUGCCAAAGAGCUCUUUUCCCUCUCUAAGGCAAAGGAGCGUAGCACACCAAUUGUGCUAGAUAUCAAUGGAAAGCCUAUCAAGAAGGUUGAUAAUGCUCAACGGAAGAAACAGGAAGAAGAAAACAUGAGAAGGAGGUUGAACGUUGAUCUCAAUCCCUUUUACCGUAUGGUUUUGAGGUGGAAUUAUAUCAGUUCAGGUGAGUAUCCAUCUGAUUCUCAGGACUAUGUCUAUGAAGAUGUCAAGGACACUUUCAAGUCUGUCGAAGAUUAUCAGAGAAUUAUGCAACCACUUCUACUAUUAGAAUGCUGGCAAGGCUUAUGUGCAGCUAGAGACAGAGAGGAUAAUAAACCAUUCAGCAUAGUAGUUGGUAAUCGGACAGUAGUUUCGGACUUUUACGAAGUUUACGCUUCCGUCAGUAAGAAAAUGUUGAUCGAGGCUAACAUAACGGAGUCAGACUUGCUUGUUUUGGCCCACUUUCCAACUGCAAGAAAUGUAAACGAUGUUAGAGCGGACGAUUUUAAGAACGCAGAAAAUUCUUGUUUAGCCAAAGUUUGGGGACUAAAGAACAGUAAAGGUGACAACAUGGACUUAACAUUGAGGAUCGAUAGAAGCCAUCAAUUUAGCAAGUUCUUGACUUUGAGAGCCGAGAUUUUUGCAGUGAAAGUGAUGCAAAUGACUACUGUUGAAAGGGAAUACACCUCUUUGGUCGGUCUUCCAUUUUAUGAUCUUGUAAACCAAAUCACAAGCGGGCAGUUAAAAGCACAGCACUCUACAGAUGUGAGAGAGAUAGAGCAAGUUAAAGCUCAUUACAAAUUGAACAACUCACAAGCGGAGGCUAUUGUGAGUACAGUGUCUUCUGAAGGAUUUCACCUGAUUCAGGGUCCUCCAGGUACCGGUAAAACGAAGACAAUUCUUGGUAUUAUUGGAUACUUUUUGAGUACUCAGAAGGCCUUACCUGCCGGUGUGAUCAAACAGCCUAUCGACUCCGCUACGGCAGCCACUUCAACGGAGCAACUACUACUAAAACAAAAGGUACUAAUAUGCGCUCCUAGUAACGCUGCUGUUGAUGAACUAGUCUUAAGGCUGAAAUCUGGAGUUUUCGACAAGAGCGGGAAAUUGUUCUGUCCCAAACUCGUGCGGCUUGGCCGAUCUGAUGCAGUUAAUGCUGCGAUUAAAGACCUGACCUUGGAAGAGCAAGUGGACAAGAAGCUAGGCAGUAAAAGCUACGAAUUUACAAGCAAUCCAAAUUUGGAGCAGAAUUUGCAAAGCACAAUUGGCGAACGGCGACAGUUAAGGAGAAAACUGGAUUCGGAGGACGGCUCUGCAUUAGGUGAGCUGUCCACAGACGAUAUCACAAAGAUUCAGAUGAGCAUCAGAGAAUUGAGUAGAAAGAUCAAUGAACUUGGGAAACAAAAAGAUGAAAUAAGAGAACGAAACUCUGUCAAUUACAGAAAUAGAGAACUUGACAGAAGAAGAGCGCAGUCCCGAAUUUUGGCUGAGAGCGAUGUCAUUUGCUCCACUUUAUCUGGAUCUGCACACGACAUAUUGGCCUCUCUGGGCGUGAAAUUUGAUACUGUCAUUAUUGAUGAGGCUUGUCAAUGUACCGAACUUUCCACCAUAAUACCUUUACGGUAUGGAGCAAAGAGAUGCAUUAUGGUGGGAGAUCCAAAUCAGUUGCCACCUACGGUUUUAUCUGGAGCCGCCAGUAAACUGAAAUAUAAUCAAUCAUUAUUUGUUCGGCUGGAGAAGAAAUGCUCACCUCAUUUGCUAAACGUGCAAUAUCGAAUGCACCCAGCAAUAAGCAAGUUCCCUUCAACAGAGUUUUACAGUGGAAAAUUGAGCGAUGGGCCAGGCAUGGAAGCGAGCAAUUCGAGACCAUGGCACUCGCGUUCGCCGUUGGGGCCCUAUAAGUUCUUCGACAUUGCCACUGGUAGACAAGAGCAAAACAGAAAGACAAUGUCUUUUGUUAAUUUUGAAGAGUGCAAAGUUGCAAUAGAGCUGGUUGAAAACCUUUUGAAUAAUUUCGAAAACACGUACAACUUCACUGGCAAAAUAGGCGUUAUCUCGCCAUAUCGCGAACAGAUGCAAACAAUGAAAAGAGAGUUUAGGAAGUAUUUCGGCAAUCCCAUCAUUGCUUAUGUGGAUUUCAAUACCAUCGACGGUUUCCAAGGACAAGAAAAGGAGAUUAUCAUUAUAUCAUGCGUGAGAGCAGAUGAUACCAAAUCUGGCGUUGGUUUUCUGAAAGAUUUCAGGCGUAUGAAUGUUGCACUUACAAGAGCAAAAACUAGUAUGUGGAUCUUGGGCCAUCAUAGCUCUCUUUUCAAGAAUAAGCUCUGGAGAAAUUUGAUUACGGAUGCAAAAGAGAGGAACUGCUUGGAACUGGCUUGUUCCGGCUUUCUUAACGUGAAGAACACAAAGGCCGCAACAUUGCUGAAAAAUUACGCCGGGUCCCACGACCAUAUAGCGGGAGACGAUUACGAUCCGACAGCACCAAGGGCUAAUGAAAAGGCAAAGAAAGCUUUCAAGGAGUUCAACAAACAAAAAGAAUCUAGAUAUUCAAACGUAAAGGCCCAACCGCAUGUUAAAUCGGCGGGUCAUACUCGCGAGACCUCAGGAAGCUUGGAAGCAUCUGGAAGGCCCUCUCACCAUAUAUCUGAUGCAGAGAAGAAGAAAAAAAAAGAGGACAUAAGGCCAAAGAGCAAUGCAAUUCAGAGCCUUUCUGGUACCAAAAAGAAGUCAUCAAUUUUCGGUGGGCCCUCUUUAGUUUCUGGAAUUGAAGAAAAAACAGGAACAUCUACUAUAAAUACAGGCAAUACAAGCGCUCUGGGAAAGAAAGCAGUAAAAGAUACCGAUAACCGAAAUCCAGAUAGGCAAAAAUCUUUGAAGCGUGUAAGAUUUGAAGAUGUUCCAGAUAUAAUAGGGGACAAGAAAGCGAAACCUUCUGAUAUGAAAAAGUAUUCAAAACUUGAAAACGGUCCCACGAUUUAUGAGAGCAAAAGAGAGCCCUCAGUGGUCAGACCCGAUAGUUCGGAUGAUUCAGAAACUAAGAGCGGCGUUGUCCAACUAAACAAGUCUACCAGCCAAGGCGAUUCGGGGUUCGAAAGCGAUAGCGAACAUGACGGUUACGAUCCAUCUUUAUCUCCGUCUUUGACCUUGCAGCGGCGUGCGCCCACAAUUCCCAAUCCUUCAAGAGACAUUCAUGUAAGUAAAGAGAAGACUUUACAUCGUACUUCCUUGGGCUCCGAUCCAUUCAUUCCGAAGCGAAAAAAGCCAUUUCACAACAAAAAAAUAGGUUAG